AUGGCUGGCAGUCUGUUUGGAAGACUCUCCCUUGAGGAGGGGGGCUCGGCCUUGUCCUUGGAGGGCCUGGAAAUUAAACUAGGGGGAGAAGCCAUGCAUCAGGCUUUGGACACCCUGAGUGACAGCAUCAGCUCCACAACUGCCAAUGACCUGGACCUCAUCUUCCUCAAAGGAAUCAUGGAGAGCCCAGUGGCUCAUGAGCGCUUUGAAGAACCCAAGUUGGAAGCAGUGAGGGAGAACAACGUGGAGCUGGUCCAGGACAUCCUCAAGGAGCUCAACCCUCUGGCACACAGGAGCCAAGCAGCUGAAGAGCUGGUCCGCAUCCUGAAGGAGCCUCACUUUCAGUCCCUCCUGGAGACCCAUGAUUCUGUCGCUUCCAAAAACUACGAAACGCCUCCUCCCAGCCCUUGCGCCUUCAUGGACGCAGCCCUCAACAAUCAGCCGGUGCCCCCUGAUGCCGUGAGGAUGGUAGGCAUCCGCAAGGUGGCUGGUGAGCACCUGGGAGUGACGUUCCGUGUGGAGAGUGGCGAGCUUGUUAUCGCCAGAAUCCUCCACGGCGGCAUGAUCGACCAGCAAGGUCUACUUCACGUGGGGGACAUCAUCAAGGAGGUGAAUGGCAAGGAAGUGGGCAACGACCCCAAAGUCUUGCAAGAGAUGCUGAAGGAAGCGAGCGGCAGUGUGGUUUUGAAGAUUCUGCCCAGCUACCAGGAGCCCCACACACCAAGACAGGCUUUCGUCAAAUGUCACUUUGACUACGACCCAUCUCAUGACAACCUGAUUCCAUGUAAAGAGGCGGGACUGAGCUUCUGCAGUGGAGAUAUUCUGCAGAUUUUCAACCAGGAAGAUCUGAACUGGUGGCAGGCCUGCCACAUCCAGGGAGGAAGUGCAGGUUUAAUUCCCAGUCAGCUACUGGAAGAGAAGAGGAAAGCGUUUGUGAAAAGAGAUCUGGAGCUCGUUACUACAGGUCCUCUGUGUGCUGGGGUGGUUGGCAAGAAGAAGAAAAAGAUGAUGUAUUUAACCACCAAGAAUGCAGAAUUUGAUCGUCACGAGCUGCGGAUCUAUGAAGAGGUGGCCAAGGUGCCACCCUUCAGAAGGAAGACGUUAGUUCUAAUUGGUGCGCAGGGCGUUGGCCGUCGCAGUUUAAAGAACAAGCUACUGGUGUUGGAUCCUCAGCGGUACGGCACCACCAUCCCAUUCACCAGCAGAAAGCCAAAGGUGGACGAAAGAGACGGGCAGAUGUAUUCCUUCAUGACCCGCAGCGAAAUGGAAUGUGACAUCAAAAACGGACGAUUCCUAGAGCACGGUGAAUACGACGGGAACUUGUAUGGUACUAAAAUCAACUCCAUACACGAAGUGACGGAAACGGGAAAGAUCUGCAUCCUGGAUGUCAAUCCACAGGCUCUCAAAGUCCUGCGGACAGCCGAGUUCUUACCCUACGUCGUGUUCAUCGAGGCUCCGGAUUUUGAGGUCCUUAAAGCCAUGAACAGGUCGGCAAUAGAGUCAGGAGUGGUGACUAAACAGUUAACGGACUCUGAGCUCAAGAGGACAGUGGACGAAAGCGAGCGCAUCAAGAGGGCCUACGGACAUUACUUUGACCUCUGCAUCGUAAACGACGGCCUAGAAGCCACGUUCCGAAGUCUACGCGCUGCCAUGGAAAAAUUGUUAAACGAACAACAGUGGGUGCCCGUCAGCUGGGUCUUUUGA
Molecule: messenger RNA, 1704 nt
Organism: Nerophis lumbriciformis (worm pipefish)
Lineage: Eukaryota; Metazoa; Chordata; Actinopteri; Syngnathiformes; Syngnathidae
Source: RefSeq, a predicted model, not a curated record